This is a messenger RNA of Arabidopsis thaliana (thale cress), 1111 nucleotides long. RefSeq names its product prenylated RAB acceptor 1.B5 (gene PRA1.B5). The coding region runs from base 210 to 881 and encodes 223 amino acids. The record is from RefSeq and is marked reviewed. NCBI's taxonomy places the organism in Eukaryota, Viridiplantae, Streptophyta, Magnoliopsida, Brassicales, Brassicaceae. The transcript has a single exon. Gene Ontology annotation, cellular component: endosome membrane; endoplasmic reticulum. Gene Ontology annotation, biological process: vesicle-mediated transport.
CUGAGUUAUAAUAUCAGGAGGUUAUUUUUAUUUUUAUUUUAGCAAAUGAAUAUAGAUUAGCUAUCAGAUGAAGCAAGGUGUAUAAUCAAAGUUGAAAGACGCGUAAUUGUGAUCCUAUAUAUACAUAACACUACCGCAACUUCAGCAACCUCUAAAUCAUUCGUCUCCUAAAAUUUUCCAAUCUCAAAAUCCCAAAAGAACAAAAUCGAAUGGUGUCAACAAAUCCCCCUGUUCUUCCAAUUUCCACCACCGCAACAGACACCACCAAUCAGCCUCCGAUUGUAACCGCUGUGGUGGAAUCGCAACCUCCAGUCGUCCGUGCAUUUGUCAACGGUGUGACCGAGACGGUCUGUGGUGGUCUAUCUCGUAGCCGUCCGUGGUCAGAGCUCCUCGAUCGAUCCGCUUUCACAAAGCCUGACUCUCUCUCCGAGGCCGGGACGCGAUUCCGGAAAAAUUCCUCUUAUUUCAGGGUGAAUUACGUUUGCAUUGUCGCUCUGAUCCUUGGUUUCUCUCUUCUCGCCCACCCAUUCUCUCUCAUCCUCCUCCUAUGUCUCGCCGCUUCCUGGCUCUUCCUCUACCUCUUCCGUCCAUCAGAUCGUCCUCUUAUCCUCUUCGGCCGAUCUUUCUCCGAAUACGAAACUCUCGGUGGCCUAAUCCUCUCCACGAUCGCAGUGAUCUUCUUCACAAGCGUCGGAUCUGUAUUGAUAUCCGCUCUCAUGAUCGGAAUAGCAACAAUCUGUGUCCAUGGCGCCUUUAGAGCUCCCGAUGAUCUCUUCCUCGACGAACAAGAUCAUGCCGCCUCCGGAUUCCUCUCAUUCAUCGGUGUUCCCGCGAUCCCCUCUGUAGCACCCUCUGCCUCCUCAGCGGCUUCCCCCGUGUAAAUUAUAGUUCUCAGAAUCUGGCGUGUUUAGAGAUUUGAAGGUGGAGAUUGUUGCAAUGUAAUUUUCUGUGAUACUUGACCAUUGUUGCAAUGUAAUUUUCAUUGAAGUCAGUCACCAAUCACAUUGAACAGAUGUUUUAAAAUGUCCACGUAAGCAAUUAUUGUUUGGAACGAUUUCGGGUUAGCAUUCGUGCCGUUAGUUACCGCAAUAAAAGGCCGUGGCAAUAUCAC